Molecule: messenger RNA, 1898 nt
Organism: Trachymyrmex septentrionalis
Lineage: Eukaryota; Metazoa; Arthropoda; Insecta; Hymenoptera; Formicidae
Gene: dgt1
Product: KAT8 regulatory NSL complex subunit 2
Exons: 9
Coding region: 260-1687 (475 amino acids)
Cellular component (GO): NSL complex
Source: RefSeq, a predicted model, not a curated record
UCUCCGCGAUUCCUCAAUAUUGCAAUCAACUGCAAUUGCUGCAAAAGUGUAAGUUCAACCGACAGAAAUAAGACAUAAAGGGCUGAAGGUCGAUACGAAGUAAAGCAAAACACACAUCUUUUGUCAUUAGAACGAAAGCUGCCAUUAUCCAAAGAUUAUCCCAAUAAAUUCGAUUUUGCUUCUAUUUAUUGUCUAGGAUUAAUGAGGAGUAAGAGAAAGCAAAAACAGACUCUUAAUAUAAUACAAGAAACAACAAGGCAUGUUUCGGAUACCAAAGUCUACAAUGCCUGUACCAACUGCAACAAUAAUUACAAAACGUUCCAAGCAGGCUCAAAGUUGUCUCUAUGCAUCCUAUGAAUGUACACAAUCUAGUCUGGAAGGAUAUUCAUAUUGCGCCAAGCAUAUUCUCGAGGAUUCCAGUGCGCCUUACAAACAAUGUGCAUUUGUAUACAAUACUAAUGGAAGAAAGUGUCAGAAUCCAGCCCCAAAAUUGGAUAGAAGAGAUGUCUCAUACUGUAGUGAACACUCUAGAAAAGCACAAAUUGCCCGGAUUAAAUCAACAUCACGGCGUUCUUUACCAGAAACACCUGAGAUGCUGCUGCUUAAUUUAAGCCAUUAUGUCAAGCCAGUUGAUUCUACUGAAGAUACAGAACAGGAGAAACGAAAAGUGAAAGCUUUAGAUCCUUUUACCGAAGUUGAUGCUUACAGAGUAAAUGCAAGUGGAAGUGACAUCUUAGAUUAUGCCAGUUCGUCAGAAAGUGACGUUGAACCUACAGUCGUCACUGACACCUUGAGAGGAGUUCAUCUCGAUGAUAGUGAUAAUGAAAGUUUACACAGUCCACAAGAGGAUCCCCUGAAUAUUAAUUUUUUAAGGCACGCUGGUAUCUUCACCGCAGAAGAGGUAAUUUAUAUCGCGAGAGAAAAACUAAUUAGACUUCAAUCUCUUUAUAUCGAUCAAUUCAGAAGACUUCAAUAUAUACUAAAGGAGAAAAGACGAAAAUAUUUACUCGCUCUGAAGAAAGAAAAAGAAACAUUAUGUAGUAUAUACAGUCAAAAAAGAGAAACUGCAAAAGAGAAAAAACUUUAUGAGAAACUAAAAGCUUUAAAUCGUUAUCACAGACGGAGUGGUGUUGAAGCGAUACUUUAUAGAAAGUCAUUAGAACGUCGCGCACAGGUAACCGAGCCUAUUCAAAAACCACCCAAUAUAUCAAAAUGUGUAUUCACCGAAGGUGGUGUAAAAUGUGGUGAAAGAACGCUUCCGUCGGCUAAGCAUUGUCGUAAACAUAUAUUAAAGGAUCAACAUCAAGUUUUAUUCAAAGCAUGCGGAGCUGUACGAGCGGACAUCGAAUGUCACGAACCGGUGCCGGUGAUUUUCGAUUCGAAUUGUGUAUUUCACAUGAACUUGCCACCGCCGUGUAAACUGGAACCUAUGAAGUUCGAGGAGGAAAAACUCGUAAAGCAAGAAGCAUCAAUGAUCGAUAGUCAAUCGAUGGAAAUUGACGUGGUGGGCGAAGCACAAGAAAUUGAUCCUGAUGACGAUAUGGCGGGAUUGAUGAGGGAAAUGAAUGAUUCCGUUAAUUUAAAACCUUCAUUUGCAAAUGAAAGCUUGAAUAGUGAGACUAGUACGGAUACGGCAUUCAGUUUGUCAGCGCAGAUGAGCGAUCGGGAUGAUUUUGUCACUGUAUAACAAUAUUCUUAUAUGAUUUUCAAAAUGGAGUUACUUUUACUGUUAUAUUGUCGCUUGAUGAAAAUGUCACUUUCUGGUAUUUAAAAAAAAAUUGCUAUUUUUUAACCUGGCUAUUUAGUAUUUGAUUACAUACAUACGCACAUACAGCGAACUUAUCUUUCCUUCACAUAUAAUAGAUAUACUUAAAUUAAAUUGUUAAUAUAUUUGUACA